Penicillium coprophilum is the source of this 2163-nucleotide messenger RNA. RefSeq lists its product as uncharacterized. The transcript has 2 exons. NCBI's taxonomy places the organism in Eukaryota, Fungi, Ascomycota, Eurotiomycetes, Eurotiales, Aspergillaceae. The coding region runs from base 1 to 2163 and encodes 720 amino acids. The record is from RefSeq and is a predicted model, not a curated record.
AUGUCGGAUCCUCCUAGUAUGAGUUUACCUAAAGAAGAAGCGCCCAUUGACACUGAUGUCAAACCCGGCACAGGCGCCCGACGUGCCUCCGGUACCGCCAGGCGGUCGCGUCGUAAGAAGGAUGACGACCCUGACCCCAAGAAGAAGGACAAGGAACCCAAAGAGACUAAAGAAAAACCGGCCCGAGCUCCUCGUCGUCCACGAGAAAAAUCAAACAACACUGCUUCCAGGAAAAAGCCCAAGCUGGAGCCCGCGGCAGAGGAAACGAGGGCUCCGUUAGACGCCCGAAGCCCUCCAUACGCCCCUGCAACGCCUCAACCUGUUCAGCCCGCCCAGCCCGCUCAACCUACUCAACUUGCUCAAAUAUCUCAACCUCAACCUCCUCAGCCUCCUCAACCUACUCCAAUACCUUAUUCUAAUCCACACCCCCCUACAGCUCCAGGAGUUUCGUAUCCGCUGUCGCAACAUUCUCGCCCACAAUCGCAAUCGCAACCUCCAGUGCCUCAGCCACCACCUCAACGAACCAGCGGACAGAACUUCGACCCCAUUCGCUCUGCCUUUGACAAUCCAUCUCCAGCGCCGUCAUAUAGUCCUUCUGCUCGCGCGGUCUCUCCCCGCAAUGCUUAUCGUGCCAGUGCAUCGCCGGCGAUCUCAAGCAUUAUCGACCCGCCAGCCCAGAACUCUCAACAAAUAUACAACGCGCUUCAACGCUCUUCCUCUGGCCAUGCAUCUGGCCUCUCCUCGCCGGCGCCGCCUGCAAUGGCUCCCACACCCUCACAUACGUCCUUAGCACCAUCGCCCCUUCCCCUUUCCUCUACUUCCCGUGGAGCCAUGCAAAUCCCGCAGGCGAUGUCGCAGUCCACCCCCUACACCACCCCAUACCCGCCCACCGAACCGCGGCCAACACCAUCGCAAACCCCUAAACUCGAACCGUCUCCACCAGCGAUGCGCCAGCCUCAACCCCCCGCACAACCCGAACCCGCUGUGCAGUCAACUCCGCCCAAACAGCAACCAGCCGAAUCAAUGGAAAUAGACCCCAAAGAGCAGCCCGCAGCUAAAGAGCAGCCUGCAUCCAAAGAGCAGCCCGCAUCCAGUGCCAAAAAGGAAAAGAGCACAGCUACUGCGCCGGCAUCAAAGGCCUCAUCUCCUAAGCCAGCUCGCCCCGCUAAAGAAGCCCCCCAUCUGCCUCAAGGAUCUGGCUUGAUUUCCAACGCGCUAUUUGGCGGAGGGGAAGACUCGGCAAAGUCGCCCGACUCGCGUACCACACCCAACAUCAUCGUUCAUGUUCCGCUCCAAAAAGGUAACCAGAUUGUCAACUUUGCACGGCUUGCAGAAGAGCAAUAUGGCUUCGCUGCUUUGCACCCCCGUCUAGCUGCCCACAAAGCCCGCAUGGCUCGUGUGGCAGCUGCCGGGGCCGCGCUGGAACGAAAUGAUAAGAAUGCUAAAGGGAUUUCUGCCGGCGAGAGUGCCGACGAGGACUUGAGCCUCGAUGCGGAACGCGAUAGCGAUCUGGAUGGCGACGUCCCCAUGGGUGGCACUGGGGCAGGAACUAACGGUGCGCCCUCGGAGGCUAGCGAUGGCAAGAAGAAGCGACGCAAGAAGGUUGAGGAAUAUGACCGCGAUGAUCCAUUCGUGGAUGACACCGAAAUGGUUUGGCAGGAACAGGCUGCUGCUAGCAAAGAUGGGUUCUUUGUCUACAGCGGGCCGCUGGUUCCAGAGGGAGAAAAGGUCCAGGUGGAACGCGCCGAUGGCACAAUCAAACGUGGCCGUGGCCGUGGGCGAGGAACAGGUCGAGGUCGGACCGUGACCUCCCAUCCACACGUUCCUAUUGCAGCUGCUGUGCCCGUCUCCCAAGAUACUGGCCUACCAUUGCGUGGACCUGGCUCUCGGGGUGGUACUUCACGCCGCCCGCGAGGCAACAAGAAGACCGAUGGUGGCAGUGACCGCGCCGCUACUACUGCAUCCACCGCCCAUGAAAGCCGUGGUGGCCGUGGCGGCGGCAAUGGGACCUCUGGCCGCGGUGCAAGUAACAGCACCCGGGGUGGAAAAUCGUCUAUAUCCAUCCCGAUGCCCGAUAUUGCUCCUGCGCCAUCGACCCCAAGUGUUGCCCAUGCACCUCCUGGUCCUAGUCAGCUAGCUGGCCCGGAGCUCAUGAUGAAAUAG